AUGUUAAUUGACGGCGAGAAAUGGGCCUGCGAGGCCUGUGUUCGCGGGCAUAGGGUCAGCAACUGUCAGCAUUCAGAUCGGCCCCUCCAGCACAUCAACAAGAAAGGCCGGCCCGUGUCGCAAUGCCACCACUGCCGCUCCAUGCGCAAGUCGCGCUCGUCCCACAUCAAAUGCGACUGCGGCGAGAAGACACACAAGUGCGCCCACCUGCAACAAACCCUCGAGGGACACAAGGAGAGCUGCUGCUGCAAUCAUGGCGGCCGUUGCUCGUGCUCGCACAGGAAAGAGCCGUCGCUCGACACCGUACCCGAGUCCGAGUCCGACCUGGAGAGCAGCUACCCGGCUAAGCCCAAGCCCAUCAGCCGCCGCCGGCGGGCCAACACGGGCCACUCGGAGCCCAUCCUGAGCUUCGACGAGAACGGCCACCACAAGCCCGCCCACAAGCCCACCAAGGCCUCGCAGAAGUGCGGUCCUUAUACCCUGUCCCGCGGGUCUUCGAUGCACAGCAUGAGCAGCGCGAGCAGCAGUCUAGGCAUUCCAUCUGCCGACGGCCUGGCCCAACGUGGCAAGACAGGCGCCCGCUCCCGAACCGCUACCGCGUCGUCGGGAUCGGAGCGGGAGACGCGCAUGACCGAGUCUCCCCAGGCAUCCCCUUCGAUGGAGGGCGACUCGACCUUUCAGCAGCUCAAUGGCCAGCUGCCGCCGCUGGACCUGUCUGGCAUCCAGUACCCCGAGUACUCGCCGGCCUUUGAUCUGUUCGGCGUACUUUCGGACCACGAGGCGCCCAUGUUCAGCGCCGGCCUGAGCGCCGCCUCGGUCGACUGGACCCAGUACGACGGCCUGGAGCUCAAGGGGGAGGACUUUGCUCCUUCGAGCUUCGGCCAGGCCCAGUCGUACAAGGGGUUUGAUCUCGCGGGCUCGGUGGAGCCGACGCUGACGUCCAACUCGGGCGAUGUGUCGGAAACCGAAGACUGGGCGCCGACGUUCGGCAAUGCGCAGCUCGAGGGUUUCCGCAGUGGCCCCGCGAGUGGCUACCUCGACCUGUCGCAGAACCAGACGACCAUGUUGACCAGCGCCGACCUGGGCACGCUCGACUUUGACCAGUUCAAAGGCACGGCCGACGCGAGCAAGUACCUGUCCAACCCUUCGGUGGUGGACGAGGCCAGCCCGGCAUUCCCUCUCGACGACACGUACUGGAACAUGAGCAACUUCAACGACGGGAUCACGGAAUCUCCCGACCUUGUGGCCUCCUGCCUGUGGGCUACUUGA
Anthostomella pinea is the source of this 1269-nucleotide messenger RNA. The record is from the annotation of a GenBank genome assembly. Lineage: Eukaryota; Fungi; Ascomycota; Sordariomycetes; Xylariales; Xylariaceae.